Molecule: messenger RNA, 333 nt
Organism: Micromonas pusilla CCMP1545
Lineage: Eukaryota; Viridiplantae; Chlorophyta; Mamiellophyceae; Mamiellales; Mamiellaceae
Exons: 1
Biological process (GO): mitochondrial respiratory chain complex I assembly
Cellular component (GO): mitochondrial inner membrane
Source: RefSeq, a predicted model, not a curated record
AUCGACACGUACACCCCGCGCGGGUUCGUCGUCGGCGGCGUGGAGUACCGAGGGAGCGUGUUCCUGUACCAAGAGCUCUCGCUGCUGUGGAGCGUGAACGAGCUGCGGGACGUCACCCCGGAGUCUCUCCUCGCGGCGCGCGCGGUGACCCCGCCGCCGGCGCUGCUCAUCGUCGGGACGGGGAAGACGCUCGAGCCGCUGCCGAGGGAGACGUUGGACGCGUUCCGCAACUGCGACACCGCGCUGGAGGUUCUAGACACGCCGAACGCGAUAGCGACGUUCAACAUCUUGGUUCAGGAGGGGAGGUCCGUCGCCGCGGCGAUGAUACAUCCC